GGAGGGGCGGGGCCCUCCCCCUUGCCGGAAGCGGCUUCCGCUUCCGUGCGGCACUUCCGGUUCCCGGCGCGCGCCUCUCCGGUGCCGCGCGGCUGGCGGGACGGGCGGCGCCAUGGCGGGAAUCAAAGCGCUGAUCAGCCUGUCCUUUGGGGGAGCGGUCGGACUGAUGUUCUUGAUGCUCGGAUGCGCCCUGCCCCAAUACAACCAGUACUGGCCACUGUUUGUUCUGUUUUUUUACAUCCUUUCUCCUAUCCCAUACUGCAUAGCAAGAAGAUUGGUAGAUGACACGGAUGCUACAAGUAACGCCUGCAAGGAGCUGGCAAUAUUCCUUACAACAGGCAUUGUGGUCUCAGCAUUUGGGCUGCCUAUAGUGUUUGCAAGAGCAGAACUGAUUUACUGGGGCGCAUGUGCACUCGUCCUUACCGGGAAUACAGUCAUCUUUGCCACAAUCCUAGGAUUUUUCUUGGUCUUCGGCAGCAAUGACGACUUCAGCUGGCAGCAGUGGUGAAAGGAAGAUAAGAACUAUCCACAGGCAUCUUGUCAUGCAGUGGCCAUCCAUACAAAUGAGAGAAUGGGCAAUAAAGAGAAGUAGCGUAGCAAGCCUCUUGAGUAUUCUAGAUGCUCCUUUUGACGUUGUUCGUUCUGAGUGUACUACUGUUGCUGACAGGGUUUCUACAUUUUUAUGAAGUGGAGAGAUGAUUGAUUUCAUUUUUACGUAUGGUAUGUUUUUAGGUGCUCUCUUGGUUUAAAAAUUGUCAUCUUUCUGUCCAGUAUUUUAUGUGAAGCUUUAAACCAGGAACAACAUUUAAACAUAGUUUCAAAGAUUAAAAGUUAGGGAGUUUUGGUGGGGUUUUUCUUUGUUGGUGGGGUUGUUUUUGUUUUUUAAGUUAAGCAUUAAUACUGUGUUUCAAUUUUUUUUUAAUAUCAGGAUUAAAUUAUAUACAAGCUAAAUGGAUGUAUGAGAUUGUCCACCACCAUUGCCAAUUGCCAGAUGAAUAGAUUGUUACUAUAUUUUAGCAGAGGCAAGGUGGGUUGGAGAGUACUGGUUGCAGAUUUUAUUCUGCCCAUACCUCAGACUGGGUGAUGAAUGUUGAUAGCCUUCAUUUCAGAAGAAGGCUGAGGAGCAGGUAGAGUUAUUUGAGAGAAAAAGUCCUAAAUUUUAACAUCACUGGGUCUGUUACCUGCUUUGUUACCAAUUCUGUCGAUGUGACAUUCAAAUACUCUGUAAACGUAUUUAUGCUGACAUACAAAACUGAAGUGUAUUGUAGGGAAAGAGAAAAUGCUGUUUAAAAUCCAUUUUUAAAAAAAGUAUCUUUUGAACUGUUUCUAUUUAUAAGUAUUGUAUGGUUUUGGACUUUUAUGUCAACUUUUUACCACAAAGAUGGUAAAAUGUUAAUUUGUGGAACUACUGGUCUGUGUUAAUUUGAAGCAUAUACAAAGCUAUUUCCUCCUCCCCCUUUUUAAUUUAUUUUAUACAUAGCAUAUAUAUAAAAAUAUAUAAUAAAACAGCUUUUAAAAUGUAGAUUAAAACUUUGUUUUAACUUACCUAAGAAUGAGUUUCUCCCCCUCUUUUUUUUCUUUCUUUUCCCCCUCAAUGCAGCUGAGGCAUGACUUUUUUGGAAGUCACUGGCUGAACUGAUUUCACUGACUGUUUUUAAGUUCUUAUGCACUAUUGGUUAAUAAGAUUUACUGUUAUGUCUGUAACUGUAGCUUGUGUUCUGUAAGAUUGCACAUGUAGCUUCAAGUAUUUAAGACAAGUUUUCUGCAUACCUCUCAAUUGUCCGGAUUUUUCAUUUGAAGAAGUCUGCCCUCAGACAUUCCCUCACAACACAGUUGAUGAGUACCACUUGAUCAGGUUUGUCUGUACCACGUGCGGUGAUGACCUUGACCAAACUUACUUCUAAACUGCAUUUUUCAAUUCUUUAGAAAUAAGUCUAUGAAACUUAACCAUGCAUAAUUGAAAGCUGAAAACUGCUUAGGCUUUGCUCAACUGUAUGAAAAGGCACAGAACUGCAGGUCUUGGCUGUAGUAUUUGUGCGUGGAUGCAAACAAAGUAUAAAGUUUGCAUAUAUAUAUAUAUAUCUGUUCAUAAAUGAAUAUGAAUAUAUACAAAGUCUGACAGUAAUGGUGUGUGUUCUGGUGUGAACUGGUACUGGCAGGUGGAGGCAGCUGGGGUGUAGGUACCUCCACUGGGACCUCCACACUCUGCUUUGUUCAUGUCCUGUGUGUGGAACAGAGGGACAAGCCAGUGCCAAGGCUCCAGUGCAGAAGCCAGUCCAGAGCAGACUAUUUCACACAUAAUCAAGUGCUGUCUGUGAUGGUGGUGCUUGGAGCUGCACAAGGGCUUUAGGAUCACGCGUUCCUUUCCCUUUUUUGGCAAGAUUUCUGUGCCCAUACCCUCAGUAUAAUGGAGGCUUCAGAAAAUCUUCCAAACCAGUGGCUAAAGUUGCAGUCUUCUGCAGUCCUUACGAAGGAGGAAUGCCUAGGAGUUGUACAAAUAUGAGUCUGUUACCUAUUACUUCUUCAUGGUCAGGAAUGGUUUUCUCCUUCAUUCCUGAAGCCACGUGACGCUACUCUCUGGAUCACUGGUCGUGGAGCUGACUGUGUAUGUAUUGGUGGUGCAUUUUUGGUUUGUUAACUGCAUUUCAGCACUCCCUCCUUGCUUGCACACCAAGUACAUGCAGUAUUGCUCUGAUGAGCGGGACACUGGAGAGGUAUGAUCCUUCCAUAUAAUAUGCACUGAGAUUGUGUUACCAUCCUUCUAGAGGGAAAAACUUUGAGUGAUACAAAUUUUAAAUAGCAAUCUUGAGUUCUGUAUGUUUAAUCAAAAAUACUCUAAUAAAAAGAGUAUUUUGUUUAAAGUA
Poecile atricapillus (Black-capped chickadee) is the source of this 2864-nucleotide messenger RNA. It is a transcript of the gene LEPROTL1, whose product is annotated as leptin receptor overlapping transcript like 1. Gene Ontology annotation, cellular component: endosome. The transcript is spliced from 4 exons. Gene Ontology annotation, biological process: negative regulation of growth hormone receptor signaling pathway; late endosome to vacuole transport via multivesicular body sorting pathway. Lineage: Eukaryota; Metazoa; Chordata; Aves; Passeriformes; Paridae. Bases 113 to 508 code for a protein of 131 amino acids. The record is from RefSeq and is a predicted model, not a curated record.